GGAGAACCGUUAUAGAGGGGUUGUGCUGUGAUUAAUUAUCUUCUUCACUAUUGUUUAAUUUACACUCUUCUUCCAACCGCUCCUUUUUACACCUUUCUGCUGGGGCGCUUCGUCCCUUCACCUUCACGCGCUGAACAACUUUUUCGGUGCUCCCGUCUAGUCUCCGAUUUCGCCAUCUAAGUACGGAACGAAGUUAUAUCUUGCUUCACAACAGCAUACGUAUUGACCUUGCACUAUCGCGUCAGGCAUGCGCCUAUGGAGCAACAGAGGCAGUCAAUGCCUUUUGUGCAUACUACAGCCGACAGUUCGUCCUGCAACCCGGACGUUCGCGACUUCACCGGUGCUGCAGAGAAGUAAACCCAAAAAGAAGAAAUCAUCGAAAUCAAAGCCCACUGUCGACAGCUCCCUGCCAUAUAGUCCACACAAUCGUCGCAGAACCCUUGACUCUAAUGAGUUUGAGGCCGUCGUCAAACAAGCCUUAGAAUCCUAUCGUAUCAAAGUUAAGCACGGCGAAGACUCGUCGGCUCUGGAAAAGUGGGAUAAAUUCGAACGUCAGGUCCAAAACGCAUGCAAGUCAGACGGGGGCGUCCAAAUUGCCCAAGUUCCAGGUCCUUUGCGCCGCCUCAGGAGCGCCCUGCAUGAGGCUUUCCUCAACAAUGGAAUCCGGGGGUUAAACAAUGAAUUCGAGUUUCAGAUGUACUCGGAAGAUAUAACGGCGGAAUACGGGGCACCGAACCAGUUAAGGCAACAGAUCUUAGCCGAUUUGCGAUAUCCGGCGGAGCAGUACCCCCAGGCGCGCGCUGUGCAGCGCACCAUACAUCUACAUGUUGGUCCCACGAACUCGGGGAAAACAUAUCAUGCGUUGAAGCGCCUGGAAGCGUCUGGGAAUGGAUUCUAUGCUGGACCGUUGCGAUUGCUGGCGCAGGAGGUGUAUCAGCGAUUCAAGACCCAGGAAAUCCCAUGUAGCUUGAUCACUGGUGACGAUGUCAAGAUCCAUGCCGGGGAGGAGCGGGCAGGAAUUGUAAGCAACACCGUGGAAAUGGUCAGUCUAGGACAGCCAUAUGAGGUCGGUGUCAUCGAUGAGAUCCAGAUGAUCAGUGACACUCGGCGUGGUUGGGCUUGGACCCGUGCAGUGCUGGGUGCCCGCGUCAAAGAGCUCCAUCUUUGCGGUGAGACAAGAGCAGUCCCUCUGAUUCGAGACCUGGCUGCUCUUACUGGAGAUAAACUCGAGAUUCACCGCUACGAACGACUGAACCCGUUGAGAGUUGCUAAACGGAGUCUCCGUGGCGACUUGAGGAAUCUUCAGAAAGGUGACUGUAUUGUCUCGUUCUCACGUGUCGGCAUUCAUGCCUUGAAGGCGGAGAUUGAGAAAACUACGGGGAAACGAGCAGCUAUUGUUUAUGGAAGCUUGCCGGCCGAAAUCCGAACUCAGCAAGCCAGUCUUUUUAACGAUCCGAACAAUGAUUACGACUUCUUGGUAGCCAGCGACGCUAUUGGCAUGGGUCUUAACCUGAGCUGCAAGCGUAUCAUCUUCGAAACGGUGAUCAAGAAGCUUCCGCAAGGUCUUGUGAGACUCACUGUACCAGAAGUUAAACAAAUUGGAGGUCGGGCUGGACGCUAUCGGCCUGCUGUGCAGCACGGGCGUCCCGAUGACGAUGAUAACGUCGGCUGGGUUACAUCCCUCGAGGACGUUGAUCUACCUUACAUCAAGCAGGCAAUGGAGGUAGAGCCCCCUCCCCUUGUUGCUGCCGGUUUGCAUCCGCCCGAUCACGUUUUUCAAAAGUUCGCAGCCUAUUACCCGACAAACACUCCCCUAGAAUACUUGAUCAAGCGCAUCUUGUCGGUCGCAAAGGUCCAUCCCCUGUUCUUCUUGUGUGAUCCCCGCAACCAGCUCGAAAAUGCCGCGAUCAUCGAUGCCGUGGAUGGACUGCGGAUGCCCGAUCAACUGACACUCAUGGCCGCGCCUAUGUAUGUCAAGGACAUUGGUGGCCGGGACGCCGCGAUCGCUUUCACUCGAUGCGUCGCCGAAAACUCGAACGGUCAUCUACUGAACUUCCAGACGUUGAACCUGGAGAUUCUUGAAGAGGAGGUUUCAGGCCGGAAAGAGUACACGACAGAGUUGGAGUCUCUGCACAAGUCGAUCGUUCUGUAUCUUUGGCUGAGUUUCCGCUUUGGCGGCAUUUUCACGGACCGGACUCUGGCCGGACAUGUAAAGGAGUUGCUGGAGGAGAGGAUGGUCCGAGCUCUGACCGAAUUCUCCGCGAACAAGAAGCUUAGGAAGGAUUCUUCUCUCCGUCGACAGAUCGCUCUUCAGAAACAGAGCUUGGAGCAGCAGCUUUUGCUAGCCGAGGAGGCUGAUAGGACUUACGGUGGUGGUGGCACGACUUCGCUUCAUGGUCAAGCUCAAGACGACCUGUCGCCAGGAGACGAUGUGCUGGAAGAGCCUGUGUUGGAGGAUUCUGUAGAAGAAGAGAAUCUGGAGGAAGACAACGGGCAGGAAAGUGACGUGCUGGAAGAACCAGUGCCAGAAGAUUUUGUAGAGGAACAGAAUCUGAAGGAAGACAAUGAACAGGGAGAUGAUGUGCAGGAAAAACCGGAUUCCCAUGCAGGAACUCCCUAGGUUCCUACUUUCUGAG
This is a messenger RNA of Aspergillus homomorphus CBS 101889, 2636 nucleotides long. RefSeq names its product ATP-dependent RNA helicase SUV3. Gene Ontology annotation, cellular component: mitochondrial degradosome. Gene Ontology annotation, molecular function: ATP binding; hydrolase activity, acting on acid anhydrides; RNA helicase activity. The record is from RefSeq and is a predicted model, not a curated record. Gene Ontology annotation, biological process: RNA catabolic process; mitochondrial RNA 3'-end processing. Lineage: Eukaryota; Fungi; Ascomycota; Eurotiomycetes; Eurotiales; Aspergillaceae. The transcript is spliced from 3 exons. Bases 248 to 2620 code for a protein of 790 amino acids.